UUGUGGUCGCCCAAAAAAAAUGACCGAUAUCGUCGUGACCAGAAGAGAAAAAUUUUCCCGUAGGUUUCACAAACAAACUGAUACAGGUCUAACUCUUGUUUGGGUGUAAGAACACUCGAUUCUCUCCAACCUCUCCACGAACUAUUUCCGUGACACGAUAUUCAACAUGUGUGGUGUUUCGGCCAUUUUGCUGGGUGACCAGGAGGCUACCUCCGCUGCCAUUGAUCUCCACGAGACAUUGUAUUAUCUCCAACAUCGUGGACAAGAUGCUGCAGGUAUCGCUGUCUGCCAGGGUGGACGGGUUUCUCAAUGCAAGGGUCUCGGUAUGGCCAGCAAGGUCUUUUCUGAUGGCCGACGACUUGAGCAUCUCCCCGGUUACAUGGGCCUGGGCCAUGUUCGUUACCCUACCAUGGGAACUGCUUCUGCCUCCGAAGCUCAACCUUUCUACGUCAACGCCCCUUUCGGUAUCUCCAUGAGCGUCAACGGUAACCUCGUCAACACCGAAUACCUCCGCAAGUUCCUCGACGAGGAAGCCCACCGACACGUCAACUCCGAUUCCGACUCAGAGCUCCUCCUCAACAUCUUCGCCCACGGCCUCCAGCAGCUCGGCAAGACUCGCGCCAACUCGGAGGAUAUCUUCACUGCUCUCGGCGAUGUCUACGCCAAGUGCCAGGGCGCUUUCGCAUGCACUGCCAUGAUCGCUGGUUUUGGCAUUCUUGCGUUCCGUGAUGCCAACGGUAUCCGACCUCUUUGCAUUGGUUCUCGACCUUCCGCCACACUCCCCGGCACUGAAGAUUACCUCGUUGCCUCCGAAUCCGUUGUGCUGAAGCAGCUCGGCUUCUCGAACAUCGUCGACAUCCUCCCCGGUCAGGCCUGUUUCCUGCAGAAGGGAUGUGGUCCCAAGUUCCGUCAGAUUGUCAACGACCGACCUUACACACCCGAUUGCUUCGAAUUCGUAUACGUUGCUCGUCCUGACUCAACCAUGGACGGAAUCUCGGUGUACCGCAGCCGACAAAACAUGGGAGAGAAGCUGGCCAAGAAGGUCCGCGCGGUUCUCGGAGAGAAGGGAGUUCAAGAGAUUGAUGCAGUCAUCCCUGUUCCAGAGACAAGUAACAUCGCCGCUGCUACUCUUGCUGAGAAGCUUGGCAAACCAUACGUCACAGCUCUAAUUAAGAACCGAUAUGUUCAACGAACCUUCAUCCUUCCCAACCAAGCUCUUCGAAUGAAGAGUGUUCGCCGCAAGCUUUCACCCAUCGACUCAGAAUUCCGAGGAAAGAACCUCAUCCUAGUGGAUGAUAGUGUCGUGCGUGGCACUACAUCUGGACAAAUCGUUCAAAUGGCUAGAGAAGCUGGUGCUGCUAAGGUCAUCUUUGUUUCAGCCUCUCCAGAGUGCAUAUAUCCCCAUAUCUAUGGCAUUGAUCUUGCGGACCCUGUUGAUUUGGUUGCUCAUGGCCGAACAAACCAACAAAUUGCCGACUACAUCGGUGCCGACCAGGUCAUCUUCCAAGAUCUUGAUGGGCCUGAUGGUCUGAAGGCCGCGUGUAUGGAGGCUGCUGAGGACACGAGUAAGGUCACAAGUUUUGAAACCGGUGUUUUCAGUGGCUGUUAUGUCACAGAAGUGCCGGAAGGAUACUUCGAACAUCUCAGUGAUCUCCGUAGCGGCAAGCGGAAGGCGAAGACCACCUUGACGAACAUCAAGGCUGGUGGUGAUGAGGGCGGAAACGUGGUUGUCAGCUCUGGGCCUACAAAUGGGCCUGAGGCUGAUGAGCGAGAAGAUAUCAGUCUUCACAACAUGGCUAGUGAACAGAUCACAACCUCAUAGGUGCUGGGAAUGAGGCACAAGAGUAUUUGAAUAAUGGAAUCAUACUCGCCCUGGAGCAGAGUAUUGCGCUGCACAAGACGAAUGAGUUUCAGUACGGGCUUGGAAUUGGGAUUUAAAGACGAAAAAUAGAAUGGCGUGUCAGACUUUGAUCUAUGAUGCCACGAAAAAUAAUACAGCCGGUAGGGCUGCCAGCCAGCUGUUAGCAAGAGUACGGUCAUAGAGUCACAGUCUUGGCUGACAGCCCUGCGAGGCAUGAGGAUACUAGAGAUGCCGCGAGGCCUAGAUGGGUACGAGAUUACGAAAAGCCAAAUUUAUGAGCGUUGUUUGAACUAUUGCUUGACCAA
Molecule: messenger RNA, 2166 nt
Organism: Fusarium verticillioides 7600
Lineage: Eukaryota; Fungi; Ascomycota; Sordariomycetes; Hypocreales; Nectriaceae
Product: amidophosphoribosyltransferase
Exons: 14
Coding region: 167-1822 (551 amino acids)
Biological process (GO): purine nucleobase biosynthetic process; purine nucleotide biosynthetic process
Cellular component (GO): cytoplasm
Molecular function (GO): amidophosphoribosyltransferase activity
Source: RefSeq, a predicted model, not a curated record